GGGCGGCCGGGUGGCGGCGGCGGCGGCGGCGGCAUGGCGGAGCCAAGCGGGGCCGAGACGAGGCCCCCCAUUCGGGUCACCGUCAAAACCCCCAAGGACAAGGAGGAAAUUGUGAUCUGCGAUCGAGCCUCGGUCAAGGAGUUCAAAGAGGAAAUCUCCCGGAGGUUUAAGGCCCAGCAGGACCAGCUUGUCUUGAUCUUUGCCGGCAAGAUCCUCAAGGAUGGGGACACACUGAACCAGCAUGGGAUCAAGGAUGGGCUCACUGUCCAUCUGGUCAUCAAGACCCCUCAGAAGGCUCAAGACCCAGCUGCUACCACUGCUUCCUCCCCCUCCACUCCUGACCCUGCCUCUGCACCCUCCACCAUGCCUGCUUCACCUGCUACCCCUGCCCAGCCCUCUACCUCUGGCAGCACCACGUCAGAUGCUGGCAGUGGAAGCCGGAGGAGCAGUGGCGGGGGUCCCUCCCCAGGAGCUGGGGAGGGACCCCCCAGUGCUACUGCAUCCAUACUCUCUGGCUUUGGGGGUAUCCUGGGGCUGGGCAGCCUGGGCUUGGGCUCCGCCAACUUCAUGGAGCUACAGCAGCAGAUGCAGAGGCAACUGAUGUCCAACCCCGAGAUGCUGUCACAGAUCAUGGAGAACCCGCUGGUCCAGGAUAUGAUGUCUAACCCUGACCUGAUGCGUCACAUGAUCAUGGCCAACCCCCAGAUGCAGCAGCUGAUGGAGCGGAACCCUGAGAUCAGCCACAUGCUUAACAACCCAGAGCUCAUGAGGCAGACCAUGGAGCUUGCUCGGAAUCCAGCCAUGAUGCAGGAGAUGAUGCGGAACCAGGACCGAGCUCUGAGCAACCUUGAGAGCAUCCCCGGAGGUUAUAAUGCCCUCCGCCGCAUGUACACGGACAUCCAGGAGCCCAUGUUCAGUGCUGCCCGUGAGCAGUUUGGCAACAAUCCCUUCUCUUCCCUGGCCGGGAACUCCGACAACUCGUCCUCCCAACCUCUUCGGACUGAGAAUCGAGAGCCCCUCCCUAACCCCUGGAGCCCCUCGCCCCCCACCUCCCAGGCCCCCGGGUCCGGUGGGGAGGGCACCGGAGGAUCGGGGACCAGCCAGGUGCACCCGACAGUCUCGAACCCCUUUGGGAUCAAUGCGGCUAGCCUGGGGUCAGGGAUGUUCAACAGCCCAGAAAUGCAGGCCCUCCUCCAACAGAUUUCUGAGAACCCCCAGCUGAUGCAGAAUGUGAUCUCAGCCCCCUAUAUGCGCAGUAUGAUGCAGACACUUGCCCAGAACCCCGACUUUGCUGCUCAGAUGAUGGUAAAUGUGCCGAUCUUUGCCGGGAACCCCCAGCUACAGGAGCAGCUCCGGCUCCAGCUCCCGGUCUUCCUGCAGCAGAUGCAGAACCCGGAAUCUCUCUCCAUCCUUACCAAUCCCCGCGCCAUGCAGGCGCUGCUGCAGAUCCAACAGGGAUUGCAGACCUUGCAGACCGAGGCCCCCGGGCUAGUACCCAGCCUUGGCUCCUUUGGGAUGUCCCGACCCCCAGCACCCUCGGCAGGCAACAACACUGGUUCCACACCUGAAGCCCCCAACUCCUCGCCAGCCACAUCUUCUCCAACAGGGACUUCCAGUGCCCAGCAACAGCUCAUGCAGCAGAUGAUCCAGCUUUUAGCUGGAGGUGGAAACUCACAGGUACAGACACCAGAAGUGAGAUUUCAGCAGCAACUGGAGCAGCUCAACUCCAUGGGCUUCAUCAAUCGUGAGGCCAACCUGCAGGCCCUGAUAGCCACAGGAGGGGACAUCAACGCAGCUGUGGAGAGACUCCUAGGCUCUCAGCUCUCCUAAUCCCUUGGCCUAGGCCUCCUGCCUUUCCCUUCCCUCCAUGCCACUGUUUGGUUCUUCUGACUACCCCCACCCUCUGGAGCUUGUCAUCCUUUCUGUUUUCUCCCUGUUCUCUCCAGACAGCAGAGUGACUUUAGAGGCAUGGGCCCCAACCCUGUAGCUCUUUCUAAGACUUUGGGUUUUACUUCUACAUCUCUUAUUGAAUCCUCCUUCCUGAUCCUCCUUGAGCACAGCUAUUUAAACAAUUUUCAGUUUGUUUGAUUGGCCCCACCUCCUUGGCCCACAAUCACCGUUUGCAGUUUCCAAAUUUCUUAGUGGCAUUGCAGAAUCAAAGGAGGAACCAAUUGUCUGGUUUACUGGAACAGGGUCUUCCAUCUGUACCAUUAGGAUUUUGCUUAUCUUAUGAUCACUUUUGGUAACUUUUCCUCUUUCUCUCCUCUGACUCCCUCUUCCAUGCAGCCUAACCUCUGCCAAGAAAAGGAGCAUUGUUAGAAUUUCACACUCUGAAGGAGGGGCAGGUGAAAUGAGCUAUCUCUGAUUUUCUUCCUCACCUCCUGUUCUAACCCAGUACUUUUUCUUGGGUUCUGUUGGGACUUACAGGGGGAGGAGGAAGACACUGUUCUCCAUGUCUGAAGGGGAAAAUGAGGCACAGCCUUCUGGACAAGAAAUGAACAAACCUGGACCAGCCAAAUGCUGAUAGGUGCUGAAAAGGAGGGAAAGAGAUUUUCUGGAGGAAGGGAAUGGGAGAGAAGGAGUUUGGAAUUGACAGGGAAUAGAAACACUAGUAGCUCUUUUAGAUGGGAGAAUUUAGGC
Chrysochloris asiatica (Cape golden mole) is the source of this 2640-nucleotide messenger RNA. RefSeq names its product ubiquilin 4 (gene UBQLN4). The coding region runs from base 34 to 1830 and encodes 598 amino acids. Gene Ontology annotation, biological process: ubiquitin-dependent protein catabolic process. The transcript is spliced from 11 exons. The record is from RefSeq and is a predicted model, not a curated record. Gene Ontology annotation, molecular function: polyubiquitin modification-dependent protein binding. Lineage: Eukaryota; Metazoa; Chordata; Mammalia; Afrosoricida; Chrysochloridae. Gene Ontology annotation, cellular component: cytosol.